UCUCCAGCUCCGGCUGCAGGCCUGGCCCCUGAGGCCCCUGUGUCCAGACUAGUCUGGGCUGUGACGGGGCCUGAGGAGGAAGCCCCACUCUUUCUCUCUCCCCCAGGACUGUCUCUGAGCCCUGGAAUCCAGGCCCAGCACGGGUCUCUCCCCAAGCCCUCCAUCCGGGCGGUGCCAGGUCCGGUGGUCCCCCAGGGGAGCCCUGUGUCCAUCUUCUGCAGAGGGCCUCCUGGGACAGCUCGGCUGCGAGUGCAGCAAGUGGGAGGCUCCCGCGUGUGGGCUGAAGAAAGCCUGGGAGACGCCCAGGCUGAGGCCACGUUCUCCCUCCAGCGUGCCACGCCCGGCCACUCGGGGAUGUAUGUCUGUCAGUACAAGACGCAGGACAGCUGGUCCGAGAGGAGUGACCCUCUGGAGCUGCUGGUCGUGGGUGAGGGCCCCUCCUGUUGUCCCUCCGGCCCCGUCCUCCUCUGUCCACCCCUGCCCUCGCUGUGCUCGCCAGCUGCCUGCUGCCGUCCCCCACUGGUCACCUGCCCCAUGGUGGCUUUAGGAGGGAGCGUGACCCUUCACUGUCACUUACCAAGCGCCUAUGACGUGUUCCUUCUGUCCAAGGGAGCAGAGCUGGCCUUGCCUGCAGGCUCCAUCCAAGGCGGCCAGGGAAAGUUCCUCUUAUCCCCUGCCACCCGGGCCCACGGGGGGACCUACAGAUGCUACGGCUCUGUCAACACCUCCCUCCACGAGUGGUCAGCUCCCAGCAACCUCCUGGAGCUGAUGGUCACAGGAGUGUAUAAAGAGCCUCAGCUCUCGGCUGUUCAGGGCCCCUCUGGGGCACCCCAGCAUAGGACGACCCUGCAGUGCCGCUCAGAGAUGUGGUUCGACCUGUUCCUCCUGUCCCAGGAGGGCAGUGCCAACGUCACCCAGCGCCUCAGAUCUCAGUAUAAACGCGGGUUCUUCCAGGCCAACUUCACCCUGAACGCCAGCGAGGAGGCCCGCGGGGCCACCUACAGAUGCUACGGUUCUCUAAGCUCCUCCCCCUCGCUGUGGUCAGGCCCCAGUGAGCCCCUGAGGCUCUCAGGAAGAGGGUCUGCCUCCUGGAAUUCCUACAAGGUGAACAUGCUCAGGCUGAGCCUGGGUGGUGUCAUCCUGCUGAUCCUGCUGGGGUUCCUGGUGGAGGCCUGGCUCAGCAGGAGGGACCCCCGGGGAGCAGUCGAGAGGCCCCCUGCAUUGCCAGAUAGGGGCAGAGUCCUGAGAUGCAUCCGCCACACCCAGGGAGGAAGCCCUGUUUCACGGGGGAGUGCCGCCCACGCAGAGGCCCCCGUGGAGACCCCCAGAGCCGGCUUGCGGGUCACAGGUGAUGGGGCUCUUCUGCUUCUCCCAGAGACGCCCUCCAUCUGGGCAGAGCCAGGAUCUCUGGUUCCCCACGGCAGUGCUGUGACCAUCGUCUGCAGGAUUCCUCCACGGGUGACACAGUUGCGUCUGUAUCAUGUGGAAACUAAGUUGUGGUGUGACAGAGACCCACAGGGAGCCCCGGAGGUGGCCCAGUUCUCCCUCCAGAGGAUGACAGAGGGCCAGUCAGGGACUUACCACUGUGAAUACUGGACGGAAGGACGCUCAUCAGGACAAAGUGACCCACUGGGGCUGGUGGUGACAGGGAUGCACAAGGAGAAGCCCUCCCUGACUGCUGAGCCUGGUCCCCAGGUGGCCUCAGGGGGACAGGUGACUCUGCUCUGUCACACAACUUAUUCCUAUGACAUCUUCACUCUGUGCAGAGACAGGGCAGCCUCCCUGCCCCAGACCUGCUCCCACCAGAACCACAGCUCAUUCCUCAUGUCCCCUGUGACCCUGGCCCACGGGGGCACCUACAGGUGCUAUUUCUCCUCCAAGGACAAACCCCACCUCUUGUCUCUGCCCAGUGACCCCCUUGAGCUCCUGGUCACAGGGUGCAGGUGGAUCCUCACUGUGUGUGAACCCCCAGGUCCACCUAGUCCCCUUGUGGUUGGGGUCUCGGCCGCUGCUGCCGUCCUCCUCAUCCUCUGCCUGCUCCUCCUGGGCCUCUGCCUAUGCCGACACCGAGGGCCACGUCGGGCCAGACGCAGGGUGACUGACGGUGGGACCAAGAGCCCAGUGUGGGACGUAAGCUCCAGACCUGCCUGCGACGUCCAGGGGGAAGAUGAAGAGGACACGGAGCACAGGGAGCAUGGACAGCUGGACACACAGGUCCCUGCUGCAGAAGGCCCACAGGAGGUGACCUAUGUCCAGCUGCACCCAAGGACCCUCACCAGGAGUGUGUGUCCACUUCCCUCCCGAGCGCCCCAGGACGGGUCAACACAGCCCUGUGUGUAUGCCACGCUCACCUCGCCUUGAGAGGACAGCAGGGCUGGCUGAGUGGAUGGC
This is a messenger RNA of Ictidomys tridecemlineatus (thirteen-lined ground squirrel), 2391 nucleotides long. NCBI's taxonomy places the organism in Eukaryota, Metazoa, Chordata, Mammalia, Rodentia, Sciuridae. The record is from RefSeq and is a predicted model, not a curated record.